Molecule: messenger RNA, 2787 nt
Organism: Alternaria burnsii
Lineage: Eukaryota; Fungi; Ascomycota; Dothideomycetes; Pleosporales; Pleosporaceae
Exons: 1
Coding region: 1-2787 (928 amino acids)
Molecular function (GO): protein binding
Source: RefSeq, a predicted model, not a curated record
AUGUCCCAUCCUAGUACGCUACAGUUCGUCCAUCAGCAAAGCAUUGAUCAUCAGAUCAUCUAUAUGAUCUUUCAUCGACUGGUCAAUGAUAGCGAUGCUAUCCAGAUACUCGAAGAUCCUAAGACAGAGCUCGACCAAAUUUUCAAGACAGGCGUGAUACAUUGCUUCUCCCUUGGGAAACGUGGUCUUAGCAGUCUUAUCAGUUCUACUCCGUUGUCCUUUAUCCCAGCCUUAACGCAGAACAUAUUCCGUGCGGCGCUAGUCCUGGGUAAUGGAGAAAUCUUGAGAUACAUUUUGGAAAUGAAUCGAGCGAGUUUCGCCAACCAAUCGUUCUUUCUUGGAGGCGCUGAGUACUACCCAUUGGAGUACGCGUGUCAGAAAGGGCACAUUCAAACAACAAAAGCGCUGCUUGAUCAUAGUGCUGACCCUAAUUGGCAAACACCUGUUUAUGGUCGUGCUCCUCUGACAGUCAUUCUGGGAGUGCCAUCGGAAAACACAGACCGCCAAACAGGAGUCCAGAUUCUUCGGCUAUUGAUCGAUCAUGGCUUAGAACCCCAGCCUAAGGAAUUUGUAAUGAGAAUACACAAUUUCAACAAGGAUGAAUUGUUGAUCUUAGCUACGCAUUGCCUGGACAAGAGCUUCGAAACCUUCAUUGAAUACUACGGUCUACCAGUACUUCUGUUGGAACCAGCGUGGGAUGAUCCUUUCUCCAAGACAUUAAAAGCUAUUUUGGAUCUGGCGUUCUUGGAAUUGGGUGGUCGGAGAACGAUCUGGGACUCAGUGUUGUCAGACUCGCUCUCUGCUGCUAUACUACGCAGCCGUGCGUCGGCAGUCGAUACAUUGCUUUCUAUGGGCGCCACUCCAGACAUACACUGCUUGAUCAGUGCUGCUCAAAGUAAUGAUGUGCAUGUGCUCAAAGACAUUCUGAGCCGUGGCCUGGACCCCAAUACAGUGGCGCCGACUCCGAUUGAUAGGACUGGUCCUGACAUUUAUUAUCUUGCAAACUGGAAACGAGAGCGGGAUUGUACUGCGCUUAGUGAGUCUAUUGUGAAUCGGUCCAGAGGAGCGUUUCAAGUACUCUAUGAGCAAGGAUUCGUCUCGAGUGUAUCCAAUCGACCGAUCGGAUUUGCUUCAGCCUUCGUAGCCGCGUGUCAAGUUGGUGACAGCAUACUGAUUCAGCAGUUUUUGUCAAUGCCAAACUUCCCGCGUAGGCAGCCCAAAUUAGAGCAAGCAAUCAAAGCUGCAAUAGACGGAGACCAAUAUCACAUCGUGGAAAAGCUCCUGUCUGUGGGUAUGAAGCCAAGCUUGAGGAGCUUGGAAUUGGCAUUCCAGAAAAGGAAAUUGACAACUGCCAUCCUCUUGGCCAGAUACAUGAGCGAUGCUGUGUCUUCCGGAGUGGGUCCAGAUGUACAAAAAGUCACAAUACUCUGGGAAGCUCUACGAUGGGGCGAUCAAACAGCUAUCGAGCUUGUACUCAAGAUGGGGCAUCCCGUCAAUGUGUGCGAUCAAUUGAGGGAAGGAACGUUCAAGGAUUGGGACUUACUGCCAGAAAUUCGAGCGCCUGACAAUUCUCGACCCUGGAGAUAUACACCUCUUAGUGCUGUCAUCCUAGCCAGGAACACUACUGCAGUGAAAACUUUGAUGGCUUACGGUGCACACUCUGUGUGUUUCAGCGCGCAUGAUACAUCUCAUAAGUUCGCCUACUCGCAUUAUAUAGACCUCGAGGAGCAAGGAUGGAUUUUGACGCCGCUAGCUGCUGCUAUUGUCACAAAUGACCUUCAUCUGAUUAGCGAGAUCUUGCGCAUAGGAGCAGAUCCCUUCGAUAACAGCGCUCUUUUCGUAUGCGCUAUGAUUGACUCUCAAGACGAGGUCGUCGCGCUACUGCUCUCUGCUUUCAGGACCCGAUAUCCAGAUGGAGCGCGAUCAUUCGGGUCGGACGCACUAUACCAGACCAUAAGACGUGGUAAUGCGCGGCUGCUCCGACUACUCGCUAAAGAUGUUAAUCUUAUUGGACGAGUUAAGAAGCAUCGCAAACCUAAUUUCGACCGGUUUCAUAUGACGCAGGAUACUGUGUACACGAGUCCUUUGGGUGAAGCAGUGCGUCGUCAUGCUGACAGCGAGAGUGCUGGCGGUAUGCUCGAUUAUCUUCUACCCUUGGUUCAGGACCACGACGUUAUCGUACACAAAUCAUACAAGCAUGGUGCCAUGACUCCCCUGCUUUUCGCGAUCUCUUUGGAUUCAUUGGCAACCGUCCGGAAGCUGCAUCAGGCUGGCGCAAACAUAUCCUUACCAGCCGAGUGGCUAAUUGACCGAACACCACUACAAGCAGCAUCAAGAGCCGGAAGUAAAGACAUUGUCGAAUACCUCAUUCGUGAAGGCGUCGAUCCAAACGAACCGCCAGCAGUCCACGCUGGAGCGACAGCCAUCCAACUAGCCGCAAUCACUGGAAAAAUUGGCGUAGCGACGGUUCUGCUGGAUGCUGGAGCUGACAUAAACGCACCACCAGCCUUUUGCGACGGCAGAACCGCCUUCGAGGGGGCCGCAGAACAUGGACGUAUUGAGAUGAUGAUCUUUCUCGUCAGUCGAGGGGCAGAUCUUACCUCGAAUGGGAGUGUACAAUAUCGGCGAGCUGUUGAGUUUGCAAAGGACAAUGCACAGCAUGCUGCAAGAAAGCUCGCGGAUGACUUGUAUGCGAAGGUUUCGACGAGUCAAGGACCGAGCUUCAUUGAUAUGGGUGUGGACGCGUGGGCUGGGGUUGGUGCGAACAGCUUUGAGAGUUUUUUGUAG